CGGGUGGAGCUUGUGUUCGUACUUUUAGUUAUGCGGUCCAAGGGUCUGCGGCAGUCCGUGCAGGUCUUUGGACCCAAGAAGACAGCCACAGCUGUGGCCCACUGCGAACGGGGAAGUGGGCUCAAGGUGAAUGGAAGUCCCCUGGAGAUGAUUGAGCCGUGUACACUGCAGUACAAAGUACUGGGGUCUGGUUUGCUUCUGGGCAAGGAGCGAUUUGCUGGUGUGGAUAUCUGGGUCCGUGGGAAGAGUGGUGGUCAUGUGUCCCAAAUUGAUGCUAUCCAACAGUCCAUCUCAAAAGCCCUAGUGGCUCAUUACCAAAAAUAUCUGGAUGAAGCCUCUAAGAAGGAGAUCAAAGAUAUCCUCUUUCAGUAUGAUCGGACCCUGCUUGUAGGGACGCCCCUCCACGCGUUUCACAAUCCCUUUCGCGGUAGCGAGGAUUCGCUAACUGUCUCGCGGGGGUGGCCCCACUCGGGCUCCGAGGCUGGGCGGUUGCGGCUCCGCUUUCUGCUUGGUCUCCGCGAGGUGUCGCCUUCGGCCGAAGAAAACGGCAAGGCGCCACCCUCGUAG
Apodemus sylvaticus (European woodmouse) is the source of this 567-nucleotide messenger RNA. Its product is annotated as 40S ribosomal protein S16-like. The transcript has 2 exons. Gene Ontology annotation, molecular function: structural constituent of ribosome; RNA binding. Gene Ontology annotation, cellular component: ribosome; cytosolic small ribosomal subunit. Gene Ontology annotation, biological process: maturation of SSU-rRNA from tricistronic rRNA transcript (SSU-rRNA, 5.8S rRNA, LSU-rRNA); translation. The coding region runs from base 31 to 567 and encodes 178 amino acids. The record is from RefSeq and is a predicted model, not a curated record. Lineage: Eukaryota; Metazoa; Chordata; Mammalia; Rodentia; Muridae.